Molecule: messenger RNA, 1815 nt
Organism: Bacidia gigantensis
Lineage: Eukaryota; Fungi; Ascomycota; Lecanoromycetes; Lecanorales; Ramalinaceae
Exons: 1
Coding region: 1-1815 (604 amino acids)
Source: RefSeq, a predicted model, not a curated record
AUGCCUCCCCAACCACAAUCUACCUCUCUGUCAACACACUACUCUGAGCCCGCCGAUUCUGAUGCCCAUUUCGACCAGCUUGACGACACUUCCCUCAAAUACCCCGACCUCCGAGACCCUAUCCCCAAAGUCGCCCACUUCAUUUGCACCUCAGGCGAUCCAUUGACCUGGAUCCAAUGGCUCGCAAUUCGCGGCGCCAUCGUCAAUCUACAAGUCGAGAAAGUCAGGCUAUGGAUACCAGCAGAAGCUCAGCUAGAAGGCGAGCUAUGGAAGCUUGUCCUACAAAUGAAAGAGGUGUCUGUCGAGCGGAUCGUGCUCCCCACACAUGUCUACAGCACCAAAGUCAAGAACGCAGGCGAAUCGGCAGAUCUGGUCAAAUUGAAGGUGCUCUGGGAAGAGGGAGGCAUAUACCUUGAGAACGACUUGAUUGCGCUGAGGUCGUCGGAUGGCGUGCUCGAUUCGACAACCAGGGCCACGAUCAUGGCGGAGCGGCUGCAGCCUGCGGGUGUGCCAAACUGGAUGAUCAUGUCGAAACCGCAGAGUCCUUUUCUCAUGCGUUGGAUGGAAGAAUAUGCGGAGGAGAAGGACUUUGCUACACUGGCGACCGUGACGCCAUUCGAGUUCCUGAAGAAUCGAGAUCCGGACUUGCGGGUGCUUGACGGGCGGACGUGGUUCUAUCCGUUGGCGAGCAGUCUGGAUGGGGACAGCAGUUUGAAGAAGUUGUGGUUUGGCAAGAGUUGGUAUGAUAUUGCCGACGUCUAUGGCACGCAUCUGUGGCAUUGGAGUGAGGCUUUUAGAAACUUGAUUACGCCUGAGUUGGUGAGGACGAUUGAUACGCCAUUGUUUUGCAGGCUGAGAGGACUUUUUGAUGGGGUUGGAGGGGUGAAGAGCUUGCCGUGGGAUCAGGAUGAAAAUUGCAACGUCACAAUCAUACCAGAUCUGAGUAUUAAGGAAGGGAGACUGUUUCUCGACUACCAGGCGCGAGGGGAUCGGGAAGGCAUCAAGAUGUUGGACCAAUCAGGGCACAACAAUCAUGGUUGGGCUGUCAACGGCACACAGCUGUACAGAGGCUAUCGAACUAUAUCUGAGAACUCUUUCGCUGUCAUGCCUGUUCCUGUCGGCUGGGACGCACGCGUCUGGACACUUCACACCAAACUCCGCGUCGACCCUUCUUGCCUCAAAAGUACAGAGGCCACAGGCUUGAUCAAGAUCCGUAUGGACGAUGAGAAGGAGCUUCUCAUCCAGCUCCGGACAGAAAGCAACGGCCCCGCUUUAGAUAUACACUGGGAAAGCACGAAACAAGACAAAUACCACAAAAAUGAAGAUUUCUCCUGGAUCUCCGCCCCAAAACUCGCACCGCUUACAGAAGCAGCCCAUGACCUCACCAUCUCCUUCGAUCGACGGGACAAUGGGAGUGUUGCUGUAUACCUAGACGGGGAAGAUGCCGGUGGUGAAGAUAUUUCGCUUAUUUACAGUCCGAAGAUCGGGCAAGAGAUAUGGUUGAAUUCGCGGCAUUGGGACAAUCUUGACACAGGCUUCCGUGGGGAACUGUAUCGCUUCACGAUGUUUGCGGAUGCUAUUGGCCCGCAGAAGGUCGUUGAGAUAUUGGGUAGCAAGACUGGGGGUAGGCUUCCGGCUUUCCAUCUGAAUACACCGUCGCUUGAUAUGGUGGCCAUGCCGAUGUCCUUGCUGCCGAUCUUGUUUGUGGUGCUUCUCGUUGGACUGUCUGUAAAACAAGGGAAGGCGCUCAGGAGAAAUCUGGCGGAAGUGGGCAAAAUGGUCGUCGAGAUUGUUAGAAAGUCAACAUCUCGGUAA